This is a messenger RNA of Habropoda laboriosa, 645 nucleotides long. RefSeq lists its product as uncharacterized. Bases 1 to 645 code for a protein of 214 amino acids. NCBI's taxonomy places the organism in Eukaryota, Metazoa, Arthropoda, Insecta, Hymenoptera, Apidae. The record is from RefSeq and is a predicted model, not a curated record. The transcript has a single exon.
AUGACGGCGGACGACAUUAACCCGACGACACGCCGUCUCUUCGUUAGGGAUUUCGCGUCGAAAACGCAAUUUUUGGACGACACGGGCGCGGAUCUCUGCGUUUUCCCGAAAACAAUGACUCGUGGACCCCGCGCAAAGUCCCUAUACGUCCUCUACGCGGCGAACGGGACCGAGAUUUCCACGUACGGGACGGUGACACUGACCCUCGACUUGGGAUUGCGCCGAGCGUUUACCUGGCGUUUCGUGGUGGCCGAGGUAUCGAAACCCAUCAUCGGGGUCGAUUUUUUAUACCAUUUCGGGUUACUGGUGGACAUCCGCAACCAGAGACUAAUGGAUCAGGUCACGUCAUUGUCGGUACCGGGACUCCCAGCAAACAGAAGUCGCCAAACGAUUCCAAGUAUCAAAACCGUAUACGGCGGCUCCAUGUUCCACGACCUGCUCCAGAAGUUUCCGGACAUCACCAGGCCAGAAGGUACGCCCACCGAAACCAAACACUCCACGGUGCACUACGUACGGACGACAACGGGCCCGCCGGUUACUUGCAAACCGCGCCGACUUGCCCCGGACCGACUCAAAGCGGCAACGAAAGAGUUCGGGACGAUGAUGCGGCAGGGAAUAGCGAGGCCAUCGGAGAGUAGCUGGUAG